UGGGGUUGCAUCUGAGGGGAUAGUGGAGGAGCACGACUUGGACAGGGAGGGUUGGGGUCAGAGGGCAGGUGCCUGAAUAGGGGGAGGUGCUAUUUGGAGAGUAAUGCUAAAAAUGAUUAACGUUGUUGGUCUGUGUGAAGAAGCUCCUGAAAGGUUAAUGUCUUUCCUUUAGGAUCAAGUAGAAGUGAACGGGUUUUCGAAUCCACCGUUGAUAAAUAUGCAUGCGGAGUGGUUGUAAGCCUCUAGACUGGCUCAGUAAUUAAGCAGGUUAAUAGGUUAGUAGACUGCACAACCGACAGGGGUAAAAGAAAACGCCUGCAGAAACGCCUCCUAGGAUAAUCCUCUGUCUCGGCUAAAGAUUGGAAUGAAGGGGGAGAUGAAAAAUGAUUUGCCAAGGUUGAUGCCUCGUGAACUCUAUAUUUAUAUCCUUGGAAGUCACUCCCACUUUUAUAUACUUGGAAAUCACUUCCAGUGACUCAACUGAGGAAUAUUCCCAAAUUGUGUGCAGGAUUGGAACUGAACUCUAUUACAGUCAAGUACCAUUCUCUCUGGAAGAGACAGGGUUUAUGCUAGUAUAUUUGUGAAUGGUGGGUGUGAAGUUUCUACUCUUCUAAGGUGAACCCUAAAGCAAGCCAUUUGUUUUUUUGUGAAACACUAUAUAGUACACUGAUUUCGGAAGAAAUCUACAAAGCCCAGAGGGGGUAUGACUUAUGAUGGGUGAGUGUAUCAUAAACUCUAAACUCUGUUCCCAUGAGCAGGUUGUGUAGGACCACUUCAAGAUGAGCCGUUUCCUGAAUGUACUCCGUAGCUGGCUAGUUAUGGUGUCCAUCAUUGCAAUGGGGAACACAGUGCAAAGCUUCAGAGAUCACAGCUUUCUCUCUGAGAAACUAUACACAGGAAAACCAAACCUUGUAAAUGGCCUCCAAGCCCGAACCUUUGGCAUCUGGACCUUGCUCUCUUCUGUGAUUCGCUGCUACUGCGCUAUUGAUAUUCGCAACAAGACCCUCUACAACAUCACGCUUUUGACCUUCUUCAUUGCACUGGGCCAUUUUCUCUCUGAAGUGUUUGUUUAUGGCACAGCAGCCGCAACAAUUGGUGUCCUGGCCCCCCUAAUGGUGGCAAGUUUCUCCAUCCUGGGGAUGUUGAUUGGACUGCAGUAUCUGGAAGUAGAAAUAACAUCACAGAACAAGAAACGGAACUGAAGUUACAGCUCCUGUAUCCAUUCGAUCUGCCUGCUAGCCAUCUGCCAGUGUGUACCACCACAUUACCUCCCUGACAUUUCCUUCCUCGCCUUUUACCCUACAAGCAGCCAGAACAUAUCUGGACAUCUCUAUCAUCUUUUUGUACCCAGUUGCUAUUGAUCUGAACAGGCAACACUUGAUCUGUGAUCAAUGGCAAGAACACAGCCCUACACAGCUGUUCCAAGCUGGCUGUGACUUUCGCUGAUGGAGGGCACUGUCUCGAAGCAUCCUCAGUUCCAGUGGUGGGAAUUAGGGGGCCUGAUGCAAGUUGUGUCAAGUAAAGAGACUAGAUUCUCACCCUCUGACUUUUGUCGGGCAUCCAACAGAGAAGAAAUAUAGUGUUGCCCAGGAGUCAUUGGUUACUGGGACAGUGAGUCAGGCAAAUGUCUUAGUGGCAUUUGUAGCAGCCUGUAUCUUUGUCCAUACACGUGGUUUUUAAUAAGCAGGAGAAGCUGCCACUUUUUAUCUGUUAGGGAGAGAUGUUGGAUUGUCUCCCUGCAGAUCUUAGCACAAGGUACAGUGACCUUUUGAGUUCUUCAACGAAGAAGUUCCCGUGAAACAGCAUUGGUGCUUUUUCCAUUAAUGGAAAACACUGCACAUUUGGAUUAACUUCUCAGAUUUUCCUCCCUCUUCUUACCAAGGUAGCAGAUUUAUUCCACCAGUCUCCCUUUAGCUUGCCAAAUCCAAGUGGAAACUGGAGAUUUCUUAUAUAGGGCUAUUCCCAAAUGCAUAUGUAAGCUGGCCCAAACCCAGCCUGGGAAAGAUGUGUGUGUACCAUGCUACCUUUGUUAAAUUUCUGUUAUGUUGCUUUAGGGUAAUUCUAGAAGACAUGUAGAAAAGGAAUGAAGGGCCCAAAAGAAAGAUUGAUUUGGCAGAAAGAAACCAGGCUACCCUCUUAAAUACUGUCUUACUGUUUGUCAUAAUUACUGCCACUGCUGUAAUCACGCAGAUGAUAAUUCAUCUACCUCUCUUUACCAGAAUACCACACAUAAGUGGAUUAGCUUCAACUAGUACUAAAAUCAACUGCUAGAAUUCUGACAGGUUAUCUGACUGAAGCCACAUUUCACCAAUUCUAAAGGAACUACAUUGCCUGUCUAUGUAUUACCAAGCCCACAUUAAGGAGCUGCUGCUUGCUUUUAAAGUUUGGGACCCAAAUAUCUGAUGGAGCACCUCUUCACGUACCCAAGUUCCCAUAUAUUAAGAUCAUUGGAUGAGGCCCUUCUCAAAGGUUCCUUGCCAAGAGGUGUGUGACACAUCCACAAAGGACAGGAUCUUUUUAGUGGUAGUGUCCCAGUUCUGGAAAGAGCUCCUAAAAAAGGUACAACUGACAUAGACAAUGCAUUCUUUUUGCUACCAAGUUAAAACGUUUCUCUUUGCCAAGACCUUUUAAGCUGAUCUCAUUCCUUUUAACUAGUUGAAUUAUUUUUUGUAUGCCUUUCAGCUAUGUCUUAAUGAUUAUGACUAUGUUUUUUUAAAUUGUAGUUUUAAUACUGCAUUGCUUAUUUUUAUGUGUACCAUCCAGGAAUCCAUUGUUGAAGGGUCAGUAGAUCCCUUAAAAAUCCCUUGUUUAUCAGUUAAUGCAGCAUCAGCCAAACCAUAAAGACAAACCAGGCAACAACCUGGGGUACCGCAAUUUCAGGAUUCUCUGCCUCAGCAAUGUAAAUGUUGCAGAGAAACGCUUUUGAAGGAGCAGCAAAGAAGCAAGUUAAAUUGUUGUGGGCUGAGUGAUAUUCCUGACAUUCUAAAUGUCUCAGCAUUUUCACCAUCCCCUCCACCCCGCUGCAUCUCUUUAAUCCAAGACUGAGCUUGCUCAUUUUGAUGUUGGUGCACAACAGAUCUUUCUAAGCAAGAUGGUUAAGGAAUGACAAAGGCUUGAUUUUUUCUUCUUUUCCAUGCAUGCUUAUGAAGUGUGGAUUCUAUUAUAAUGGUGAUGGUGCCCAGCAUUUAGUGCCACUAAAUUAAUGUGUACUAUAAAUGGUAUCCUAAGUUAUUGAAACUGAAAAUAAAAAUAAGAUAACUAUGCUGAUC
This is a messenger RNA of Varanus komodoensis (Komodo dragon), 3269 nucleotides long. It is a transcript of the gene ERG28, whose product is annotated as ergosterol biosynthesis 28 homolog. The coding region runs from base 780 to 1202 and encodes 140 amino acids. NCBI's taxonomy places the organism in Eukaryota, Metazoa, Chordata, Lepidosauria, Squamata, Varanidae. Gene Ontology annotation, molecular function: protein-macromolecule adaptor activity. The record is from RefSeq and is a predicted model, not a curated record. The transcript has 4 exons. Gene Ontology annotation, cellular component: endoplasmic reticulum; membrane.